AUGUCCGACCACCUAGACGAGCUCAUGCUCGCAUAUCUCGAUACAAUCGAUACAUACCAAUCGCAAUGCGCCACUCUAGCUUCCGGCUUCUCGAACGGCUUUAUGGCGCUCGCGCAGGCGAACUUCAAUACGCCGGGGCGACGCUUCGGCCAGGAUUUCUACGACGAGAGGAUGGUUGCAAUGCGGGGUGUGGAGAUUAGAGAGGGAGAUGAGGGGAUUAUUUUCGAGGGAAAGAAAACCCCGAUUGAGGUGACAGAGGGUAAAGGUGGGAAAGAGGAGGCCCAGGAGAAAGAAGAUGGCGAGAAAGAAGAUGGUCAAAAGGAAGACGUUGGAGACGAGAAACCGGAGGACAGUGAAGCCGCCAAAAAGACUCCAAAAUCAGACCCAAGAGACCCUCUUCGGUGGUUUGGGAUUCUGGUACCACAGGCGCUCAGGACUACCCAGUCAGAACUCACCACCUGCGUCGAUGUUAUUCCACAGCUCCUCACGACGCUCUCAAAGCUCUCGUUUCUAGAGUCCCAAGUGAUUCGAGCUAGGACAAGGCAUCUGUAUAAAAUCCUCCCAGAGGCUCCACCCUCGCCUCUUCCCGAAGCUUUGCCGCUGUCGCCACUGGACGCGGGGGAUGGGUUUAUCCACAUGUGCACAUCUACGCAAGUCUCGGGGGUUGUAGGAAGGUUUAUGGGCGAUACAGAGAGUGUGUGGCUGCUGAAAAUCCCGAUCGAGAGGGUCGAAGAGGGUCUGAGGUGGGAGGGAUCAGUGGUAAAUGGUGGGAUUGGAGAAGAGUUUCCGCAUCUUUAUGGUGCAGGGAUCGGGGAGGCGGAGAUGCUGGACUUGAAGGAGUUCAAGAAGGGCGAGAAUGGAUGGGGUGGGGUUUUCGAGGCGGCAAGUGAGUGGAUAGAGUCUUGA
Molecule: messenger RNA, 906 nt
Organism: Morchella importuna
Lineage: Eukaryota; Fungi; Ascomycota; Pezizomycetes; Pezizales; Morchellaceae
Exons: 1
Coding region: 1-906 (301 amino acids)
Biological process (GO): vacuolar proton-transporting V-type ATPase complex assembly
Cellular component (GO): extrinsic component of endoplasmic reticulum membrane; Vma12-Vma22 assembly complex
Source: RefSeq, a predicted model, not a curated record